Molecule: messenger RNA, 5072 nt
Organism: Oryzias latipes (Japanese medaka)
Lineage: Eukaryota; Metazoa; Chordata; Actinopteri; Beloniformes; Adrianichthyidae
Source: RefSeq, a predicted model, not a curated record
UAAUGUUUUUUGCCUUCCAUUGAGCUUGUUUUUAGUUGUAUAUGUUGACUUUAUUGGUCUAAAAUGUGCUUGAAUGUCUGAACCGAUCCAAUAUUACGAGGCCGCUGCGCCUUUGCUCUCAGCUGCUUCGCUGUAGCCGCUGUGUAAAUUGAAUAGGUUAAUUUAACGUUAGCUCACUGCUUAUAAUGUACACAAGAUUGGGUCGAUUAGUGUUGAAUGAAAAUUAAUGUUCCGUUUUUAGGCCUAGGUGACGGCUUUAAAGUGUCAAAUUCUGCCCCAGCGCAUCGAUUGCCUUCCGUUAAGUGAAAUUACUGUUUACAUUUUUCGAUGUUCGGCUAUAACAUUCCGGGUUUUUGGUUAGCUUGUUAGCUAGUUAGUGGUAUCAGAAGCCGACAGUGCGUAGAUUUAGGCUAUUCUCACUUCAAACUAAUUUUAGUUUUACUCUCAUCUUCGUGGUCACUAAGUAUUUUCGAAAUUUCAAUCGAAAUAUCUCAUUAUGGGAGUCAGUUGUUGGUCACAAUGCUAAUUUUAAAUUAGCUAAGUACGAGUGGGAACAUUAGCGGUCUAACUACCCUAUUUUGAAAUAAUUUGUUAAUUACAUUUUUAAAAAAAAAAACAUAAUCUAUAUACUUUUAUGACACCUUUUGGCAAAAAUACCGAAGAUUCACUUCGAUGUAUUUUUUGGCCAAAAGGCAUUUGGGAAUGCAUAUCAGCUGAAAUUUUUCUGCCAGAUGUGUUGUCAAGUUCUACAUGAUCAGAGUAGCUUUUACAGCUUUUGAAAUAUAUUUUUUUAACUACUUCUUUCAUCAUUAGCUUUGUGACUGUGUUGCUUCUGUGCAUUAUUGAGUCAGGAAUAAAUCAUCUCAUUAUGUUUUAAAGUAUUCUUCAAGGUUUAAACCUGGCUUUUAUUGUGGUAGUAACAUCAGCUUUUAAAAAAAUCUUUUUCAGGCUUCCCUAGGGAGUUCAAGUCCAGUUGGCUCUUUAUCAUCGGAGGACCAUGACUUUGACCCAACUGCAGAAAUGUUAGUUCACGAGUUUGAUGAUGAAAGAACUCUUGAGGAAGAAGAGUCUAUAGAAGGUGGAACAAACUUCAACUCUGAACUUGCGGAUCUGGAAAAGGAAGGAAACAUGCCGUUGGAGGAACUUUUGGCUUUAUAUCGCUACGAGGCCUCGGCCAGUAUAGACAGCUCCUCUGGAGACCUGACUGAUGAGCUGCCGGACAUGACUUUGGAUAAGGAAGAAAUAGCUAAAGAUCUGUUGUCUGGAGAUUAUGAGGAGGAGACCCAGUCUUCGGCUGAUGAUCUGACUCCCUCAGUUACCUCACAUGAGGCCACUGAUUUCUUUCCAAGAACACUUCGAUCUAACGCUGUCUCUGACGGGGAUAAAGAAUCAGAAUGUGAUGAAGAUGGCUUAGAUGACACUAGAAAAGAAAUCAUGGUUGGAUCAGAGUACCAAGCAGAAGUUCCUUCAUGCAUUUGUCACUACAAAGAUGGAGAAAAAGUGUAUGAAAAUGACGACGAGUUGAUGUGGAGUCCAGGUGUACUGUCAGAAAACAAGGUGAAGGGAUUCUUGUCUGAUGCGUGGUCAAGGACAGCCAAUGAGAGGACGGGAAAUGACAAAGCAGCGAUGAGUGUUCGAGACAAUGAGCAGGCUUUGCAUGAGCUUGUCAAAUGCAACUACAAUACCCGAGAAGCACUAGAGAGAUACUGCAGCCAUCUAAAAUCCUCAAAAGAAAAAUCCCCCCCAUGGUCGGAGGACGAAUGUAGGAACUUUGAACACGGGCUGCAGAUGCAUGACAAAAAUUUUCACCUCAUUCAGAAACACAAAGUCACAACACGAACAGUUGCAGAGUGCGUGGCGUUUUAUUAUAGGUGGAAAAAGUCCGAGCGCUUUGACUUCUUUGUUCAGCAGAAUCGGUUCGGGAAGAAAAAGUAUAACACCUAUCCAGGUGUAACUGAUCUGAUGGACAGGCUGGUGGAUGAAGCUGAGGGCCUGGCAAUGGACAGCUCCUCCUCUGUGUGUUCAGGAGCAGGUGGAGGAGGGAGGAUGGAAACAACAGAACAGCAGCUCAGUCUGCUCAACUCCAUCACAGCCAGCGACCUUACAGCUUUGAGCAACACUGUAGCUACAGUUUGCUCGCCUGCUGAAGUCAGUUGCCUGGACUCGUACAGCUUUCCCCCACUGGACAGUCUUCAUCGCAGUUCUUUGAGCCACGAUGAAUCCCUGGGAUUUCCCACGAACGGUGGAGACCCCGGCUGCCUCAACAUGCUCGACGCCGGCUUCUACCACUCAGACCUGGGUCAGCUGGGAGGAGUGUGCGUCACGAAGGAGUGCGAACGGCCAUCCAAGAGACUCAAGAUGGCCCUGCCCGACUCUUUUAUCAGUGACGUGUCUGUGGGUAACCUGGGCGUGGACUUUGAAGCGCGGCGAACGACGCAUCACCACAGAAUAACUGGCGCUAAAAUGGCGGUGUCAGUGACGGACUUUGCCAGCUUAGCUGGCAGUGGUGAGCCCAAUGGUUUUCUAGGAGCUCACACACGGCACCACACACAACACACUGCAGCACUUCAGUCCGAGUGAUCUUCCUCGUUUCCUCUCUGUUCUUCCCUUUUGAAACUAUUUUCUUGUUUGUACAUAAGACUGACCUCACUGGAAACUCCGAUUUGUUUAAAAUCUAUAUAAAUAUAUAUCUAUAUGUAUAUAAAUAUACUUUUUUUUUAUUUUUUGUAAUAUGACAUCAGUGAUGUCUACCAUAUAGAACUAAAAUCUUGAUUUCUCUCAAGAGUUAUAUAGCCAUUUAUUUUAUUUUCGUCUGCAUUCUUGAAGUGUGUAACGUCCACAUGCAGUGGGGCCCAGAAGCUGCAGGAGAGCUGGGAAAUCUUCCCUUUGCAUUUACCCACAGCAUCGUCAGAGCUCCAGUUGGUUAUCCUGCCAUUCCUUCAGCUGCCAAAAUCAUGUUAGCAUUUAGUUACCUUUCUUUUUGUGUGUGUCCUGAAGUGGUACUUUUAAUUUAAGAUGUUUAAAGUGCUUUGUUUUACAGGUACCAGAUAGGUGUAGAUUUUCCUAUGUCUACACCUGGGUGCAUAUUGUGUUGGCAACACUAGCACAGAGACUAGCUUGAAAAGAUGUAGCUUUACCCAUGAGGCCCUCUUUGUUUUAUUUUAUUGCUUUUAUUCCUUUUGAAGCUUGUCCAGACCUUUUUUUUCUUCCACGGAUUUUAAGCUUAAUUUGGCGAAACUGAACAUCUUUUUUUUUUUCUGUCAGCCUUAUUCAUCUCCCAUGUUGCAAAACAAAUUCCAUUCAUUUUAAUAUUCCAAACGGUUGGUGCAGGCUGAAACAAUGGGUGUCGCCUUGUUUCCCUGUUCCUCUAGGCAAACUUGCAGCAAUGCAACAAUUUUGCUUGGGUUGAUAGCCAUUGAAACACUGACACAGUAAAGUUUGUAUUUCUUGCUUAUUCCUUUACCCUAAUGAGAUUUCAUUGAGUUCCAAGCUAUGAAUUAUGCUGCUUGUAGUCAGGUUCAGCUGUGUUGUUUUUUUUUUUUUUUUUUUGUAGAAGUGGUAAAAUUAAAGUAGCGCCAUUUGUUGUUUUUUUUUCUGACUUAUUAGCCAGCUCGGGUAAACCUGCUAGCAGUAUUACGUUAAAAGCUUCUGUCAUUUUGUACUGAACCUCUGCCUACCCUGUCCUGACUAGAGAUGCCUUUUUAAAAAUCUGGUUGACAACUUUGUGGGAGUAAAGUAGCAGAAUUGGAGCGGAUUUGCUUGACUGAAGUCCAUAAUUGUGAAAUGUUAAAAAUGUUUAGGCGGUCAGCAUCGGUUCAUCUGAUGCUGUAGUGUUUACUUAAUUUAUCUAUGCAUUGUGCUAUGACUAUUUAGUUUGUUUCAAGGGGCACAUCGUGUUUGUCAAGUCCAGAAAUGUAGUAUUUUAUCAUUUGCAGAGGUUUCUCACCAACCAUUGGUCAUUUUGAAAGUCAUCGGUUUGGUUGAGUAAUUUGGUUUCCAAGCCCAGCAUCAGAAAAGGAAUAUCCACCUUUGUAUUUCAUGUAAAUAUAUAGCAAAUAGCCUUUAAAUAGUCUAUUAACUGACCUCUUACACUUGUGAAUCUGUGUUGAUACAUGAGUCUUUAUUUGAUACCUUGUCAGAAAGGCAAUAAUUUGUAUAUAUGUACAGACUUUUGGGGUUUUGCAUUCUACUUCUUUGGCUUGUUGUUCAAACUUAUUUUUUCUCUUUUUUGAAAAAAACAAACAAAAACAUACUACCCAAACACCAGGACACGGCUGAAAAGACGCAUGCCAGCUGUGCUUGUCCCUGAAGUGUACCACUGAAAACGGCUUUACCUAAAGACGUAUUGAUAUUAACUCAAUGUUGCAAUUUAGUUUUUUUUUGCAUUUGAGACUUGCAGCCAUGUGUAAAAGACGCAUCUUUCUUUCAUUGGGGGAAAAAAACGUCACAUGUCGUGGUCUAUAUCUGUCUUGAUGGUAAAGGGGUGGCUGCUGCUCCAAGUCUGUGGAGAGCUAGUUUCUCUUUUAAUGCAACGUGCAUAAUGCAGUAGGUCCUUCAAGGUCUUCUAGCUUUAGCGGUGCAGUGAUAUUUAUUUCACCUGUGGUUUGUACAAAGAUGAAGAAAACUGUCAGAAUGUAAAGGCCAUUAAGUAGUAAAAGUACAUUUUCACCACCCUGUGAACUCGAAAAUGUGAUAUUCUAUGAGACUUGUGUGCAGGAGAGCACUAAACAAAUUUAUUUUAUAUUUUGUAUUGUGUUUUGAAGUUUAAAAAAAGAGAAAUAAAGCAGUUGUGGUUUUAAAAAAAGAAUAGAGGGAAAAAAAACUCAAAUCCUUUGGAAAAAAGAAAUACCUUUGUGAAUAAAAACCUGCAAAUUUUAAAAAAUGUAUAUCCAGAAAUAUAGACAAUCAAAAACUUCACUAUGAGAAAUGUUCAAGAAGCUAUCUUUAUUGUUUAUAGAAAUUGUACAUAAACAUUGCUGUUCUUUUUCUUCCUUUUGUUAAACAUUAUUUUGUAUUUUAUGUUGUACUUGAAUACCUUGUGUACAGAUCCAGAAAUAAAGCUCUGGAAAAGG